AAAAAUGACAAAAAUGGUCCCUUAUUUUCUAUAGUAGGUUAAAAAUAGUCUAUCAAGUAUCAAGAAAGCACUUUUUGGCUAAGCUUAAAACCUAACUCUCGUAUCACUCGACAAUACGCCAUUAGAGUCGCAUAAUGUCCUGUCCACAACAGAUGCUUCUCUAGAAUUCCUCUCUUCUUUACAUAUUUCUUGUUUCUAAUAAUGGCACAUGGAGGUUAUGGGAAACGUAGAGUUCCUGAAGCUAAUAAUAAUAAUAAAAAUAGAAACAGGAGACCCACAAAAUCAUUAGGUGUCGACAAGAAGAACAAGUCCAAACCCAAGGCUAAAGCUAAAGCUGUGUCUAUCAAGAAUCAAAUUCGCUCAGUUGAACGCAUGCUCCGCAAAGAUCUGCCUCCUGAAAUUAGAGAAGUUCAAAAACAGAAGUUGGAUGAACUCAAAAAGCAGCAAGAGCUUCAGAAUCGUCUGGCUUUGGAACGCAAAAUAUUCCUUCGCAACAGGAAGGUUAAGUUUUUUGAUAGAAGAAAAAUUGAGAGAAGAAUAAGACGUUUGGAGAAACAGCAGCGCACUUCAUCUGGUAAGGCCCAAGAAACAGAAAUUGCUGAACAACUUGCUAAAUUGAAAGAGGAUCUUGAAUAUGUUCGGUUCUUUCCCAAGACUGAGAAAUAUGUACCCUUGUUUUCGGGAGGUGACGAGCAAGAUAUUGUGGACAAAAGAUGUAAAUUACGGGAGCAAAUCAAAGCCAAUAUAGUUGCUGCUGCCGCAAGUGGGAAAGAUCUGGAAGAAACGGGGAGCGAAGAUGAUGGACUUCUUGAUUUAAGCGAUGAUGAUUUCUUUGAAGGUGGAAGCUCAAGCGAUGAUGCUGAUGACGAGUGGACUGAUAAAAGUGCAAGAGAACAAGCUUCUAGUGCAUCUGGGAAAGCAGCUUCAAGCAUGUCCAGCGAUGAAAAGAAUCAGAAGCAAGUAUCUGCCCGUGCUCUAAUGCCGCCACCUCGUCCUUCGAGCAAGUCUUUUAGUCAUUCAGCAAAUAAAAAAGCACGGUUUGGAGGAUCUACAAGUAAGAAAUCAUCUUUCCGUGAUGUGUCAACCUCCAGCAACACAUCAGAUAGCAUUAAUCGAUCUACCUUCAGAAAAGGAAGACCUGCAGAUUCACUCACAGGCAACAGUGGCAAUAUCAGCUCUAACUCUGAUGCUCGAAAACCCAAAAGAAAGAGGAGACCUAAGAAGAAAAAACAGCAGGCUUGAAUCAAGUUCGUAUGGUUGCCAAUAUCGUUGCAGCUUUUUUCUACCAAAGUUGCGACGACAUUUAAAAUGCCUCUGUAUUUCAAGAAUUAGAUAGCAAUUUGUUGAUGCUACGUAUGUUUGAAUAACUUAUGUUUGAUAUAGUCUUCAUUUUACUGUUGUAAUCGUUGCCUUAAUUUCC
This is a messenger RNA of Lycium ferocissimum, 1420 nucleotides long. RefSeq names its product rRNA-processing protein EFG1-like. Bases 202 to 1242 code for a protein of 346 amino acids. The transcript is spliced from 8 exons. Gene Ontology annotation, cellular component: preribosome, small subunit precursor; nucleolus. Lineage: Eukaryota; Viridiplantae; Streptophyta; Magnoliopsida; Solanales; Solanaceae. Gene Ontology annotation, biological process: maturation of SSU-rRNA from tricistronic rRNA transcript (SSU-rRNA, 5.8S rRNA, LSU-rRNA). The record is from RefSeq and is a predicted model, not a curated record.